Molecule: messenger RNA, 781 nt
Organism: Aspergillus nidulans FGSC A4
Lineage: Eukaryota; Fungi; Ascomycota; Eurotiomycetes; Eurotiales; Aspergillaceae
Product: alpha/beta hydrolase
Exons: 2
Coding region: 14-781 (255 amino acids)
Biological process (GO): proteolysis
Molecular function (GO): serine-type peptidase activity
Source: RefSeq, a predicted model, not a curated record
CCACCGACACACAAUGAGACUUGCAGUUGCCGCUUCUCUUCUUUUCACCAUGGUGACUGGCCGUCCGCAUGGUAGCCCCAGCUUCAACACAUCAAAGUUAGCCUACUAUCCAGCACCAGAGAACAACGGCCUCGGUGUCGCCGUGCUCGUCCUCCCCGGCGGUGGCUACUCGUACGUCUCACUCGACCGAGAGGGCACCAACUCGACCACUUACCUCAACGCAAAGGGCUACGAUGCCUGGGUGCUAGACUACUCUACGGCCGAAACAGCGGCAACACCACUUUACCCAGUACCACUAGAAGAAGCCCUCGGCGCUGUCCGCUACAUACGCAGCCAGAAGCGAGUCAAGGUUGACAAACUCGGUAUCUGGGGUUACUCGGCUGGAGGCCACCUCGCAGCGGUCACUGUGACAAACCCAGAAGCUGAUCUUGAUUUCGGCAUUUUAACGUACCCUGUUAUCUCAAUGGAUGCAGCAAUUACUCACAAUGGUUCGCGGACAAAUCUGCUAGGCGACAACCCGCCAGAGAAGUUGGUGAAGAAGAUGUCUGCAGAGACUAGGGUUACGGACAAGACACCGCCUAUUUUCAUCUACCACUCGGCGAAUGACGCAACAGUGCCUGUGGAGAAUGCGCUGAGGUUUAUCAAUGCUCUUACGGAGAAGGAUCGGCCCUACCAGGCGCUGAUUCUCCCUGAUGCAGCACAUGGGAUUGCCUUGGCACUUGAUGAUCCGCAGCGUAAUUGGACGCCGGAGCUGGAUCGGUUCUUGACGUAUUCGAUUUGA